Malurus melanocephalus (red-backed fairy wren) is the source of this 3922-nucleotide messenger RNA. RefSeq names its product dpy-19 like 4 (gene DPY19L4). The coding region runs from base 56 to 2344 and encodes 762 amino acids. The transcript has 19 exons. Gene Ontology annotation, cellular component: nuclear inner membrane. NCBI's taxonomy places the organism in Eukaryota, Metazoa, Chordata, Aves, Passeriformes, Maluridae. The record is from RefSeq and is a predicted model, not a curated record. Gene Ontology annotation, molecular function: mannosyltransferase activity.
UUCCGGCGGUGGGAGGAAGCGCGGGGCCGCUCCGCUCCGCUCCGCUCGCCGGGGGAUGCGGGAGUAUUCCCGCCCCCGCGGCCGGCGGGAGGCGGGCGGCGGCGGCGCGGGCGGGGCGGAGGCGUCGCUCGGCGGAGAGCGGCGGGGGGACCCGGCGGCGGGCAGCGGGCACAGGCCGGCGAUGGAGGAAGGGGCAGCAGACCUUCGACAGAGAAAGAAACAAAACUGCACAGAAUCUGACAAAAUGGCUCCAGAGGAGAGAAACAAAGAAAACUCAAAGCUGGGAAGGUCGCCAAAAUAUAUGUUAAUCCAGCGUUUUGCGAAGCUUUUCUUUGGCUGUCUUGCAGCAGUCACCAGUGGAAUGAUGUAUGCUGUGUACCUCUCAACAUAUCAUGAGCGGAAAUUCUGGUUUUCCAGCAGGCAGGAACUUGAACGAGAAAUUACAUUUCAGGGUGACAGUGCCAUUUAUUACUCAUUCUAUAAAGAACUGCUAAAGGCUCCUUCCUUUGAAAGAGGUGUUUAUGAGUUGACACACAACAAUAAGACAAUAUCACUGAAGACCAUAAAUGCUGUCCAGCAGAUGACUUUAUAUCCAGAGUUGAUGGCCAGUGUUUUAUAUCAAGCAUCUGGUAGCGAAGAAGUUAUUGAACCAGUGUAUUUCUACAUUGGUAUAGUUUUUGGACUGCAGGGAAUUUAUGUGACUGCAUUGUUUGUAACCAGUUGGGUUAUGAGUGGGACUUGGCUGGCAGGAAUGCUGACUGUAGCAUGGUUCAUUAUUAACAGGACAGAUACAACAAGAAUUGAUUACUCCAUACCAUCAAGAGAAAAUUGGGCUUUGCCGUAUUUUGCAUGUCAAGUAGCAGCUCUCACAGGCUAUUUAAAAAAAAACCUAAAUCGUUCUGCUGAGAAGUUUUGUUAUCUUUUGGUGAAUGCCUCAACAUACACCUUCAUGAUGAUGUGGGAAUACAGUCAUUAUCUCCUGUUUGUCCAGGCUGUUUCUCUUUUCCUGCUAGACAGCUUUGCCCUAGCACAGACAGAGAAGGUGCACGAGGUAUACAGAAUCUACCUGUUUUCUCUCAUCUUGGGGUACCUUCUGCAGUUUGAAAACUCAGCCUUACUAGUGUCACCAUUACUGAGUCUUGUAGCAGCUUUAAUGCUCUCCAAAUGCCUUCAGAUGAAUAUGAAGAAAAGUACAUUUGUGUCAAGAUUGCUGAAAAUAAUGUAUAUUUAUUUGGUACUUACAGUAGCAGUGACACUAAACUUCUUAUUAAAGAUGUUCAUUCCUCAUAAAGAAAAUGAGCAUUUGCUGAAGUUCAUCGAAGUAAAACUUGGCUUAAACACAACUAAGAAUUUUACAAUGAACUGGCUCCUUUGUCAAGAAUCUCUUCAGGCACCCUCCCAAGACUUUUUUUUGCGACUAACACAGUCAUCACUGUUGCCUUUUUAUAUUUUAGUAUUAAUUAUCUGCCUUUUUUCUGUAACUCAGGUCAUUUUUAGAAGAAUUUGUGGUGAACCACUGAAAGAAACGAUUAAACUUGAGGAUGGUCGAAUUGGAGAGAGGCCAGAAAUAGUUUAUCAUGUAAUUCACACAAUUUUGCUUGGUUGUCUAGCGAUGUGUUUGGAAGGAAUGAAAUAUCUAUGGACACCUUAUGUUUGCAUGCUUGCUGCAUUUGGUGUGUGCUCUCCUGAACUUUGGAUGACACUUUUCAAGUGGCUUCGACUGAAAGCUGUGCACCCAAUACUGUUGGCUCUCAUUCUGAGUAUGGCAGUUCCCACAAUAAUUGGAUUCAGCUUGUGGAAAGAGUUUUUCCCUAGAAUAAUGACAGAGCUUACAGAACUGCAAGAAUUCUAUGAUCCUGAUACAGUAGAACUUAUGACAUGGAUAAAACGACAGGCUCCUGUGGCUGCAGUGUUUGCAGGCAGCCCACAGCUCAUGGGUGUGAUUAAGCUCUGUACUGGAUGGAUGGUGUCAAGCUUGCCUUUGUAUAAUGAUGAUGAUCUUCUGAACAGAAAUGAAAAUAUUUAUCAGAUCUAUUCAAAGAGGUCAGCAGAAGAUAUUUAUAAGAUACUCACWUCUUACAAAGCAAACUUCCUGGUUAUUGAAGAUUCAAUUUGCAAUGAAGUGGGACCUAUAAGAGGAUGCAGAGUUAAAGAUCURUUGGAUAUUGCUAACGGUCAUGUGGUUUGUGAGGAAGGUGACAACUAUGCCUACUCAAAAUAYGGACGAUUUUGUCAUGAAAUCAAAAUGAACUAUUCUCCCUAUGUGAACUAUUUCACUCGAGUAUACUGGAAUAGAUCCUACUUCGUUUAUAAAAUCAACACUGUGAUAUCCUUCCAGUCAUGAAAAAGCACGCAAGCUUCUUUCUGAGGAUUGAUUGUAAAUGAAUUUCAGUUGGAAAAGUUCCUUUUGUUCAAGGGAGUUUAUUUUUGCAGAUGUGUGUGCACACAUGCAGUGUACUGACAACUUUAUUUUACCAAACUGAAAUUCUUUGAUAUACAGGUCAGUGGACACAUAUUCCAUCCUUGAARGAAACGGGAACAUUUAUCAAUUUUACAAUCUCCACAAUGUUUUACAGUCUUCCAUGGUUUUUUUCCCCAUUAUACAUCAUCUUAAUCUUCAUGUAAAUGAGAUUUCUAACWUUAGUAUUAGAGAGCUGAUGUGUGUAGACUUCAGUAAAUACAGAAAAAUUAUUUAAAGAGCUCAUUUAAGUCAUAUAGCUUUUAUUUUUUAGCGAGAAAGCAAUCAGUAUCCCGAGUCUUUUGAAGUAAGUGUUUGGAUUUUUAGUUCGUGGUUUCUUUUUGUUGUGUUUUAAUUCUUCCUGUCUUCCAUGGUAAACAUUUCUGAGUUUAUCAAACACAYAUUUAUACAUCUUAUGUGUAGUAUAUUGUUUGCAUAAAUCARAUAAGGAAGAUUUUAUUUAAACAACACUUCCAUAGAUUAAGGCACUGAUCUCUACAAUGUUAGAGACAUAUUGGUGGAAAUGCUAGGAGUUAGACCUAGCAAUAAGAGCCGACAAGGUCAGAUGUUCAGUUUGGAAAAAAACUAUCUUCAGCAUUUUUCCACACUUCAGUGUGURUGUGUGUAUGYAKCAGUGUGUCUUUCUUAGCAGCCACCAGAAUGGGCCAGUAUACCACAGUAUGCCAUACUUGUUUUCAGGCAAGUGUAGCAGGACAACCAGGUUUGCUACUGAGACUUCUGCACUUCAGUUUCACCCCCUGUGUCUGUGUGCUGGUAUAUGUGUGUGUGGGGAUGGAUGGGUGAUACUCAUUUCAUUCAACUUAUUAUGCAAUAGUUAUAUUAAGAUAGUGCCAUAACUGUCAUUUAAAACACUAUCAUCACCACCAUUAAUAAAUAAUGGUAUAGAUGUUCAUAGCUAUUUUUAUAUUAAUUAUGCAAAUACACUGAUCUUUGAAACUUUGGGAAAGUGCUCUGCAGUUUUGCUUCCCUCUAAAAUUUGUCUUUGUUAUAUGAACCUCUUUGCCUCUACCACUCUUUUUCUUAAUGAAUUAUCUGUUUUAUCCUGUUUGUUGCUGACUGAUAGACUUUCAAGAGAAUGAAUGAUGUUUUAAUUCCARCUCUGGGCCUAAACUUGGUGUUGAGAAUUGGAAGUCCAAUAAAAGGUAACAGUAGGUUUGCUUAACCUAUAUGUAACUGGAUAAAAACCCAGGACUAAGUUUUGGAAGAACUUGCUCAUCCCUUAGGAGUUACCUGUAAUUAUGAAUUCAUGUAACACCUGGCCCAGAGACCAGUCUWUUGGGCAUGUGAGAAUGAUUCUUUGUGUCUUUAAUAAAGCAUCUGGCAAAAUAGGAUGAACCCUCAGCUGAAAAUUCUGCAAACCAUUCUGCAAGUGGAAGCUGCAAAUCAGUCCUUACUGCAAAUCAGAGAUUUUAACUCUGAAAUUAUUAGGAACUGCAGCGUGUU